CGCUGCUGAGGCCGGAGAGAGGCGGGGGGGCCGCCGCUGGAGCUGGAGCAGACCCGGGCAGGCAGGCAGGCAGGCAGGCUGGAGCUGGAGAGACGAUGAGCCGCUGAGCAGAGCAGCAGAGCAGCACACAGACAGACACACAGUGGAGAGAGAGCUGCUGGAGAGGAGCAGGCUGCCUCAUGCCGCCGGGCUUUACUGGGAAUUAAUCACCUGACUGUCCAGAGAGGACUACUCUGUCCGGUUCCGUGAAGGAGGAAUUAUUACAACACGACAACAAAAUGCAUUAUUCUGGGAUCUGGUUGCUGAUGGCGGCUCUGCAGGUUGUAGUUCUGGGUGGAGAGGCCGAGCAGGCGUCGCCGCCAUGCACCAGAGGCUUUACUCAGGAGGAAUACAUCAUCCAACUGGACCAAGAGCUGGCAAAGGGACAGGCCAUCUUCAACGUGAGCUUCAUGGACUGCGGUAGAGGGAAGGUGUGGUUCGGGGUUGGAGAUUCGUCUGCUUUCAGGGUGAGCGAGGACGGCGUUGUCUACACCCUGCGCCGUCUCAGCCUGGCGGGAAAGGGAAAAGCUGUGGAGGUGGUCUACGCUCGAGACCUGCAGUCCAAACAGGUCUGGAAGACCAGAGUGCAUCUCCACGUCCAUCCACAUGGCAACAGCGCCGGACAUGAAGAGGUAAAGCCCAGUGAUGCAACACUGACUCAGCGGGUACCAGAGAUCUUGUUUCCAUGGCGCAGCGUGGUUGUCAGGGGUGAUGGCACUCUGAGGCGGGUGAAGAGGGACUGGGUCAUUCCACCUAUCAACGUCCCCGAGAACUCACGAGGACAGUUCCCCGAGGAGCUAGUCAGAAUCCGCUCAGACCGGGACAACAACAGGAUGCUGCGUUACAGCGUGACGGGCCCCGGGGCCGACCAGCCUCCGACCGGCAUCUUCAUCAUCAGCCCGAUCUCGGGCCAGCUGUCCGUCACCAAGCCUCUGGACAGAGAGCACAUCUCCAACUUCCAUUUACGAGCCCACGCGGUGGACCUGAAUGGGAAUCAGGUGGAGAACCCCAUCGACAUCGUCAUCAACGUCAUUGACCAGAACGACAACAGACCAGAGUUCACACACACCAUCUUCAACGGCUCGGUACCGGAGGGAUCCAAGCCUGGAUCCUUCGUGAUGACGGUGACGUCGGUGGAUAAGGACGAUCCAAAAACUGCUAAUGGGAUGCUGAGAUAUAAGAUCCUCUCCCAGAAUCCCCAGAGCCCCUCCUCCAACAUGUUCACCAUUAACAACAAGACCGGUGACAUCAUCACUGUGGCAGCGGGCCUUGAUCGGGAGAAAGUCACCCAGUACACCCUGAUCAUCCAGGCUACGGACAUGGAGGGAAACCCGACCUAUGGCCUAUCCAACACUGCCACCACUAUCAUCAGGAUCACUGAUGUCAACGACAACCCCCCUGAAUUCACCACAGACACGUUCUUCGGGGAGGUUCAUGAGAACAGGGUGAAUGUGAUCGUUUCUAACCUGACUGUGACGGAUAAAGACCAGCCUCACACUUCGGCCUGGGGCGCCGUGUACCGCAUCAUCGCCGGAGACCCCACCGGACGCUUCUCAAUCCCCACUGACCCCACCACCAACGAAGGCCUGCUCACUGUGGUCAAGCCCGUAGAUUUUGAGCUGACCCGCUCCUUCAUGCUGACGGUGGAGGCAGAGAAUGAGGUCCCGCUGGCCCGCGGCAUCCACCUGCCUCGUCAGUCCACGGCGACCGUCUCCGUACGGAUCCUGGACAUCAACGAGAGUCCGGAGUUUAGCCCCAAUCCCAAACCCGUCAAACUGGAGGAGGGUCUGCCUGCAGGGUCUCUGCUCACCACCUUCACUGCCCAGGACCCGGACCGCUUCCUGAGACAAACUGUCCGGUACUCCAAGAUGUACGACCCCGCUAACUGGCUGGAGAUCGACCCAGUUAACGGACGCAUCUCCACCAUCGCCAUCCUCGACCGAGAGUCUCCCUAUGUCAAGAACAACCUCUACAACGUCACCUUCAUGGCUUCUGAUAACGGUAUCCCUCCUGCCAGCGGGACGGGCACCCUUCAGUUGUACCUGCAGGACAUAAAUGACAAUGCACCUCACGUGUUCCCCCCCGAGGUGGAAAUGUGUGAGAGGCCAGAUCCAAACGCCAUCAACAUCACAGCCAGCGACCCCGACCUGGCCCCGAACUCUGGACCCUUUGCCUUCGAGCUGGCCAAUCGUCCAGCAGACGUACGCCGCAACUGGACGCUCAAUCGCGUCACUGGCGAGUACGCCCAGCUCAGACUGAGGAUCGGCUCCCUGGCCAGCGGGAUCUACGAGGUUCCGAUCAUGAUCACUGACUCCGGCAACCUGCCCAUGUGCAACACGUCCUACCUGAGAGUCAAGGUCUGCCAGUGUGAUCACCACGGAGACUGUGUGGACAUGGAGCGAAUCAUCGCCGCUGGACUGGGCACCGGAGCCAUCAUUGCCAUCCUCAUCUGUAUCAUCAUACUGUUAGUGCUGGUGCUGCUGUUUGUGAUGUGGAUGAAGAGGAGGGAUAAGGAGCGUCAGGCCAAGCAGCUCCUCAUCGACCCAGAGGACGACGUGAGAGACAACAUCCUCAAAUAUGACGAGGAGGGAGGAGGAGAGGAGGACCAGGACUACGACCUCAGUCAGCUGCAGCAGCCUGAUGCCCUGGAGCCAGAGUGUGUCAAGGUGGGGAUCAGACGUAUGGAUGAGAGGCCUCUCCAUCAUGACCACCAGUACCCCCUCCGCUCUGCUGCCCCCCACCCAGGAGACAUAGGAGACUUCAUCCACGAGGGCCUGAAGGCAGCAGACAACGACCCCACCGCCCCCCCCUACGACUCCCUGCUGGUGUUCGACUACGAGGGCAGCGGCUCCACCGCCGGCUCCCUCAGCUCCCUGCACUCCUCCUCAAGCUGCGGCGACCAGGACUAUGACUACCUCGGCGACUGGGGGCCGCGCUUCCGCAAGCUGGCCGACCUGUACGGCGGAGGGGACGAUUAACCCCCCUCCCCCCACCACCACCUGCACCUGCAACAACCACCCUCCCCACCCCACCCUUGCUCCAAGCGCUCAGGUGGGGUGGGCAGAGUUAAAGGAAAAGAGGAUGUGGGGUAAAAACGGGGUACGGAUUACCAGGACAGCUUGUAAAGAGACUCGCCGCCCCCUCGACGACGGGCGAUGACUCUAGGGACCAUUCGGACUCCUGGCCUAGCAGUUCAGGCUAAAGGACAUGACUAUCUGAGCGUUAGCCCCGAUGCUAACAGACGUGAGCAGCCGGAACAGUGCGCUCAGAGGGGAUGUUGUCUCUAUGACGAUUAAGAGCUACAACAGCCAUGCUACAGACGCUCAUUUACACUUGAAUCUCACAGUACAGGAGCACUGGGGUCAAACGUGCCUUUUUGUACAUUCUUUUGAUUGUUCAGUCUUGAUUCUAUGCGUUGCUUUAAAGCUCCUCGCUGUUUUGCAACGGCAACCGGAGGAGCACUUCGCCAUGAUAAGUGUGUGUGUGUAUGUGUGUGUAUGUGUGUGUGUGUGUGUGUGUGUGUGUGUGUGUGUGUGUGUGGAUUCCACCUCGUUACCUGUAUGUGUGUGUGAGAGAGUGUGCGUGAGUCAUUUCCACAGAGACACACUGGAUGGACACUAUAAAAGGGCAAAGCCUAUUAUGAGACGCCUUGGAUGAUCCUACCAGCAAAAACAUGGCUCUACUGUACGGCUCUGGGUGUUAACGCUUUUCUUUUUUCCUUCUGAUUCAUUCAGAAAAUCCCAACUACAACUCCUGACAGCUGACAGUGUGUAGAUCUUAAUCAAUCACACAGGUUAGCAGAAUCAAAUAUACAUAUUUAGGGCCCGGGAAUUUGGGUCUCGGGCUUGAGUGUUGCAAAAUGGCUCGCUAGCGCCCCUCUAGAAAGUUAGAAAAAUUGAGCCCCUCGCUCCGGUUUCACCUACAUGUGUGCAAUUUGGCAGACAGAUGUAACAUGUGGAGACACAGAAAAAAAGCCUCUUGGAGGUAUGCCCAAAACUCAACAGGAAGUUAGCAAUUUUGAAUUUAAUGUGCGAUUUUCGCCCAUUUUUAGCGUAUUAUUGGCCGUGUACUUUAAAGAACUCCUCCUACAGAUUUAAUCAGAUCGACUUGAAAUUUGGUCAGGACCAUCUUAAGACCUUAAGGACAAAAGUUAUUCAAAUAGUGACUUUUCACUGAACGACCUGACCGUGGCGUGGCGGCCAUUUUGAGCCAUUCGCCAUGAAACAGGACGUUUUUGUAACUCCACUGUACAUAGUCCAAUUUGCCCCAAAUUUCUCAGGCAUGAUAAAGGUCCGGUCCUGAUGACAUGUACAUGCAAAAAUAUACUCAUAGCCCCACCCCCUUUCAUAACUCAUGAACUGUUUGUCGUAGAGUCUUGUGGCAGGCGUCAUUGCACUCAGCAGAGAGUUCCUGUUUCAUUGUGCCUGGCCGCAUCGAUCGGUGUCCCGCCAGUACCCCCGACGCAUGGGAAGGUGCGAGGGCCCGUUCAUUAAUUAGUAACAAAUUCACUAUACUGAUCACUAAAGUCUACUCUGACCAGAAGCUGGUGUUAUUCCAUGUGUGAAGCAGUGGUUCUCCGUGAUACGGCAGUAUAAACGGCGGGGCUCAUUCAGCCACGGUAUUAGCCACAGUAUUAUUUUUUGCUCCGUGAUCACAUGUUUUUUUCAUUUCCUUUCUGCGCUCCUCAUACUGAUUUUUCCCUGCAAAGUCUGAUCAUUCACAUCACAUCACAGCUUUUGACUGAACUGCGAUAAAGAAUGGCUGUCUCUCCCCCCCCGGCUUUGUACACUCUGAGAUAAUCAAGGACAUUUAGUGCCACAUCGGAUUUAAAUAACUUGAAUGGCGGCUCGUACGAGCAGAAAAUGCUAUUUUGUAGUGCAGUUUAAAUAUUGCGGUUAUGUCCUUGCUGCGUUUUCACAAAUUGGACCUUUAAAUGGGAUGUAGUUUAGCUGAUUUGCAGGAUGACAAAAUAACGAAGCAAAGUGGCGAAAGACACAGUGGUGAAAUAUGAUUUUCAUUUAUAUGUCUGUGCAGAUGAAAGGAAAUGGAAAACAGAGAAUAAAGGCACAGAAAACAAAAUCUAAAAAAACCCCAUCUGAAGCACUUUUGGUUGCAGAGCAACAGUAAAUCUACGAACUGACAAAUACAGUAGUAUUGUAAUGAAAUGAGUUUGUAUUUACAGAUGAAUCUGUAUGUUUGAUAAACAGACCAAUCCUCUGUGACGUGUGGGUCUGCAGCAGAACAGCACAAAGGUGGAAGACCUGGAAGAUCAACCAAAUUGCUCAGUCUAUUUCUGCUAAUACUUCUAUUACUUCAAAUAGAAAUGUGACUUUCAGGAAUUCAGUUGAUGUAACUUCACUAAUUUUUAGGGCUUGUCAAUCAAUUCAAAUAUUUAAUCAGGAUUAACCACAUGAUUGUUCAUUGUUAAUCGCAAUAAAUCGCAAAUGAAUCGCACAUUUUUUUAUCUCUUCAAAAUGAAAAAAACGGCUUAUGCAUCAUGCACACCAAAACACAUAGGUAGCCAACACCAGCUGUGUAUUUCACUUUAUAUUUGCCAGGGGAGGGUACCUGUAACAGUACCUGUAACAUCUAACAUCACAGUACCUGUAACAUCCAACAUCACAGUACCUGUAACAUCCAACAUCACAGUACCUGUAACAUCUGACAUCACAGUACCAGUAACAUUCAACAUCACAGUACCUGUAACAUCCAACAUCAUAGUUCUACUUUUUGUGCAGUCGGAGCCACUGUUUGCCACCAAUCUUUGCAUGUAAACUAUUAAUUAAAAAUCAAGUGUUUUUCAAAAAUCAAUACAGUACCACAAAACUUAAUAUCGCAAUAUUUUCUUGCACCCCUAAUUAUUACCGUACUGGCCCUAAUAUAAGAUGACUCUAAUGUUUUUGGAAAGACUCUUUGAAAACAAGAAACACCAUCCUAUUGGGAACAUUUACCCAAAAUACUGAAAUCUUUCCAUUAAUGUUUCUAAUGUAAGCUUGUUUAAUAUGCUUGGGUUAAGGUUAGGGUUAGGGUUAGCUUGUUUAAUAUGCUUGGGUUAGGGUUAAGGUUAAUGUUAGGGUUAGCUUGUUUAAUAUGCUUGGGUUAAGGUUAGGGUUAGGGUUAGGGUUAGCUUGUUUAAUAUGUGGUCCUGUGUAGUUAACUCUUGCUGCAGGCAGUCUCAUGGGACAUUCUGUGACAGAGGUGAUUCUCGGCCGAUCGACCCCCUCAGGUUAACACUGGCUCCGUCAGCACUUUCGCCUUUGUUUGCAUUGUUAGCUCUGUUAGCUCUGUUAGCACCGUUAUCUACAAGCCGCCGGCUUGGCGUCACCAUGUUGAGAGCCGUUGAGAGGCAAUAGAAAUGCUCCCAAUCCCGUGUUUAGCACCUUUAAGGCCACAAACAACCCAUAAUGCAACCUUUUCUUGGUGUACCAGGCUCACUCUGUUGGAGCGGGUACUUUCAAUUAAUGAUAACAUCUGCUACUCUGAAUAUAUCUUAUUUCAUAGUAUACAUCCAGAAAAAAAUAUCAUAUAACUCGGGGCCAAUACAGUACUUGUAGUUGUUACAAACUCGCGUUUUUGAGUUUCCUUUAGUUUCCUAUGUAUCUUUAAAAUCUGACGAGCAAAUUGCCAUGACGUUUUUGAGGACCUUCAACUCUUUUCAAAGCCCAGCAUCAUAUUCAGGACCAGUGUUACACAGAGGCGAGGCUGUAUGAAGAGUUCCUGCUGAGCCACAGCCUCUGACAGUGUUGUCAUUAGUUUUUAUUAGUGAGAGGCGGACGUUGGUCAAACCCAGAGCUGUACUAAAGAGCUGCAUAUUUUUGCCAGUUUGGUGUUCCAAAGCUCGUGAGAAGACAUGUACAGUAAUGCUAGACUUUAGAUAGAUACCUUCUGUUUUCUUGUUUUGCUUUUAUCACAGUGUAACUUAUGCAGCUGAUUGCUAAUAAAGGGAGACAUCAGUCCUUGUUUUGUAGCAACGAUACUUCUUGAUACUCUGCUGUGGUGGAUUAAAAUACUAAAAAGGCAACGUUUGUUUUUUCUGCUGAUGAUCUGCCUUAGUGUUCUCUGGUACUCAAACUGGCUACUCACUGUAAACUGAAAUAUGUACAGAUUGUAUUUUUCUCUCUUGUUGUUCUUUUGACUGUGGUCUCUGACAAUGACAUGCUAAUAUCCUCAAUCCUUGUAUAUGUGUAAUUUGGAUUACAAAUUAAAAUGUUUUUGCAUGUUUU
Molecule: messenger RNA, 7262 nt
Organism: Sebastes umbrosus (honeycomb rockfish)
Lineage: Eukaryota; Metazoa; Chordata; Actinopteri; Perciformes; Sebastidae
Product: cadherin-2-like
Exons: 17
Coding region: 279-3017 (912 amino acids)
Biological process (GO): multicellular organism development; cell-cell junction assembly; homophilic cell-cell adhesion
Cellular component (GO): presynaptic active zone membrane; adherens junction; postsynaptic specialization membrane
Molecular function (GO): cadherin binding; calcium ion binding
Source: RefSeq, a predicted model, not a curated record